AUGCAGAAUGCAGAUGCAGAAUGCAGAACCCAGGCGCCCGUCGCCGAGGAGGCCGUCGCCGAGGAGGCUGCCAAGGAGGUCGAGAAGCCGGCCAAGACCGUUUCCAACACGCCCGACCUAGCGGCGCUGGCCCGCCGCGGGACCGGAUCAGGCGGCUACACGAAGGCCGCGGCCGUCCAGUGGCUGCUCCUCGUCUGCGCCCCCGCCUCCGGCCACUGCGCGGCCGCCGUGCCUAGCCCGUCGGCGGUAGCCUCUGCCUUCUCGUCUGCCGUUGCCUCGGCGACCUGCGUCGCCUCGGCGGCGUCCUCGGCCUUCCCUCCCGCCGUCGCCUCGAUGGCGUCCUCGCUUGCGAGCAGCUCGUCGCUUCUUGUGCCCGCCCUCGCGCUUCUCCUCCUCACCAUCGCUUGCGGCGCCGCCUGGCCGACCGCGGCGAGCGGGAAGAGGGCUCGCGGUAUCGCGCGGGCCCCCGCCCUCCGCCUCAUCACGGCCGCCGCGUUCAUCCCCGGCGCAGCGGCUUCGCCCGCGGGCUUCUUCGCGCCGAGCGCUUCCUCGUGGCUCGGGUGGGGCGUUCUGCCCAUCGCCGCGAUCGCCGCCAGCGUGCUGCGCCGCCCCAGUUCGACGAAGGAGGCUUGCGCGUCUACGGCCGACUCAGUCUCGAAUCCGCCGUCGCCACCGGAAAUGACACCGGCCUCGCGGGAGAAGCGCAGCAAACGGCAGCGCGACAUUGGCCUGCUGGUGCUCGGAGUGCUGUCGUUCGAACUGCUCUGGCCCAGCGUCAAGCCCGGCGGCCGAUACUUUGUCGAGGACAUGUGCGUGGGCCGCCGUUCUCCGUGGGCCGACGGCAACCCCGUGCCGAUCGACAUCUUCACCUACUGGAUGAACCAGGCAAGCCUCGCGAGCCCCCCAACCCUCACCAUGAUUGACCGCAGCAAGCAGCACCACUUUGGCAAGGGCUUUGGAGCGAGCAGCUUUCCAGAGAUGCCUACCGACCUUGCAUACGUCGCGUGCUUCGACUGCGCUUGCGUGCUCGGCAAGGACGCAGGCAUGGGCUACCGUCACGUCUCCGCCGGGGGCGCAAACUGCGCGGCCCGGCCGUACGCGAGCGUUGUCGAAUGA
Molecule: messenger RNA, 1116 nt
Organism: Emiliania huxleyi CCMP1516
Lineage: Eukaryota; Haptophyta; Isochrysidales; Noelaerhabdaceae
Exons: 4
Coding region: 1-1116 (371 amino acids)
Source: RefSeq, a predicted model, not a curated record